Molecule: messenger RNA, 4681 nt
Organism: Stegostoma tigrinum
Lineage: Eukaryota; Metazoa; Chordata; Chondrichthyes; Orectolobiformes; Stegostomatidae
Product: meiosis initiator protein-like
Exons: 16
Coding region: 213-2093 (626 amino acids)
Source: RefSeq, a predicted model, not a curated record
AACUGACUGAUCUGAUCAUUACCCCAAGGCAGUCAAAUGGAUCUUCAGGACACAGAUGAGAAAAAAGGCUUCCCUUUGGUUACCCUGUGGAGGGGACGCAGAAGUGAACAUUUGCGAGGUCAAUCAGAGAUUUCUUUUGACCAAGAGACGUUUCCAUUGGCAUACAGCUGCCAGGGAAAGAAAAAUCGUGGCUCCAUCGCCGUGGGCUAGAGAUGUUGUCACGAUCAGAACAUGAGGAUUGGGACUCGGAACAAAAUAUGGAGUUCCCAGCAAGAAGGGAUGGCUUGGCUUUGAAUUACAGAGAUCUGCUGACUCCAGAAAGCCAGAAAAUGAAACUGUCACCUCUGCAGCAUCGUCGAAAGCAAAGGGAGCAGUAUCGCAGUAAUGUGAACUCACUGCGGGAGUUGGCUGCCAUUCUACCAGUCCCUCAACAGAAACGGGAGAAAAGGCUUACAAAGAAGGAGAUUCUGAACCAGGUUUUGCGAUACAUUGCAUUUCUUAACAGACACAUCAGCAACACUAAAACCCUGUUGAAGGAUCAUUAUGUGGCCAUAGAUGAAAGCGAAUACUGCUUAAAUGGAGAGGAGUCUACAAGCCCAGAGGAAGCUGCACAGAGUAAUACGGAGGAGAUAAGUCCUUUCUCCACACCUCCAAGCAUCAAGAAAAUGAGGCUAAGGAACAUGUGUCACAAGCCAAGGAAAAAGAAGUGGAUGGAAAAAACAGAACGGAGACAAGUGCUGAAAUCACGCCGCUGCCUUUACAAUGGGCCAACAUUUUCUGAUAAGCACUUGCAAGGAGAAGGCCAACACGAGGUCAGGAUGACGUGGCAAGGAUCAUCUGUAGAUACCUCGUCUUCCAGCUCCUCUUCACAGGAUAACACUGUUAAGCCCCAAGGUCAUGCCAUGUUCCUUACCUUGCUGGAGCUUGCAGAAUCCAGAAGCCUUGCAGGAUCCAGCCUCAGAAACACAGGGAUAUAUGAGACAAGCGAUGAUCCAAAGUGGUCCUCCGAAAAUGAGGAGAGAAAGACAAAUUGCAGCCAUGACUCCAGCAUCUAUGAUGCCGCAGUCAGCUCUUCGUAUCUAAGUAUGAAAGAUCAGACGCUGGUUCACUACCUCUCCUCUCACGAUGAAGAUGACGAUGUCGACCGGAGUCCCUGGCUUCUACAGGAAUCCCCUCGAGGGGGAGCUGUGAUUCAUUCUCCCAUCAGUGACUCCGUGCCUAUGUCGGGGCCACAGGCAACACUAGGUUUGAGUCCUUCUCUCUUCUCAUCUCCAGGGCGACAUGUUCAACUUCUGCAAGACCGGAAGGAAAACCUAACUCAAGCCUUGUUUGGAACUGUGUGUCUGAGCCCUGAACUCCCAGCAAACAGACCUGGAGACUUGAAGCUGCCUAAUGCAGGUCAAAACCAGCAAUAUCUGAACAGUUCCUGGAAUCUCCCUUUGAAGGAUGAUCCAGAUCAAAUCGUGCCAGCAACUCCACCAAUGACCUCUGACUCGUUCCAGUCAACCUUCAUUUUCGACCACUGCUAUCUGCCAUACAGUGAGACAAGUAAGACAGACUCCAGCCAAGCUGACAGUACAUCUUCAGGGGACAAUUCCUGCCAGAUUUGCCCAAGCUUAGAGAAGUGGGAGAGACAUCUUCUGCCGGAGGACAGUGAUGAAAGCGAACGUUGGCUGUCCUCAAGUGAUGACAUGGAGGACAAUGACACAACCUGGACACCAUAUUGCAGAGGAAAGAUUUUACAGCAAACUGCUGUGAGCAAACAGAAACGUGGCAAGAUCCUCAGCCAAGGCAAGAUACGUAGGAAGAGAUGCUGCACACUCCAACUCAAGAAAAAAUGUGUCAAUGGUUUCAUCAUGUUCUGUCGUAUUAACAGGAGGCUGUACAUCAGUGACCAUCCUGGGACUGCUUCUACAGUUGCUACCAAAGCUCUGGCUCACGUCUGGCGCACCAUGUCAAAAAAUGAACGGCGGCCAUACUGCAUUAAGGCCCGUGAAUUCAGCAAAAUGAAUAACCGCAUCGUGAGGCUGGACAGCUCGUCGAGUGAAGAAAGGGAGGAGGUACAGAUGCCUGAACCCCUCCAUCUCCUGUAAGACGCCCUCUUCGUCUAGGACACACAUACACAGCGAAAAAUAGAUGCAAACACAUUGCCAUUCCAGAACAGGAGGGGGCCAUCUGACCUGAGCCACAGGAGAACAUCACUAAUCAUACGAGAGUUGCUUGAAGUGAGUCAGCCUGAUAUACUCAGAAGUUCAACAAACUCAGUAAUAUCUUGGAAAACCAAGACAAGUUUAAAACCUGGGAAAUUGUUGCGUCUCUUUUAAGAUAUGUGGAGAAUUGUGAAAGAAAUUUUCAGCAAUAGUUAGUACUGAAUAGCAGCACUGGGAGAACAUGUGGACAGUGGAGCUAAGGUUCAGAUGGACGAUGGUAUUCUCUGUGAAGUACACCGCUGUAACAAUGCACAAUCCAGGUGCUUUUGAAUGUGAUGCAGUUAUCUUUCAUAGCCGGCAGAUCCUUUUUAAGUCUGGAUGAAAGUACACUGACAUUGCCUGUCAGGCUAGGCUCAUGUUAAUGUUACAAACCAGUCGCUGGUGUGACCCUGAGGGUACUGUCGUUUGCAGAGUUCUCAUGCCUUUAUCACACAGCCUUCUGUACUCUGGAGCAGCUCAACCUCCAACUGGCUGCAAAAAAAUCUAUUUGAUAUCUCCUUAUAUGACAGGUAAAGAUGUCAGCUCCUUGUAAUUAUUUUUGCCCUUUCAACCCUGGAAUUUAAUUCCAGUCUGAAGUGGGUUUGGGUAAUCUCCUGCUGCCACUACCCCACCCCCCACCCCCUGCCCUUCCCUGCCUGACUGCCAUUUCCUUGUGGGCAUUGGCAACAACAAAACCAUCUCCACUUUGCCAACAAGUUGUAAUCUCACUGAGAAUGCAGAGGGGAUGCUGCUGUGAGGAAUGGGUAGUGUCUCACUGGUGCUCAUUGCAGAUUGGGGCUGGGCUGUGUUGUAAGCGGAGAGGAACCAGCUUUACUUGGCAUUUAUGUCCAAUCUAACAUUGUGCAACGGGACAGGGGUUUUUACUCAGUGUCUAAUCAUGCUUUACUUGACUGAGGAAUGUUUGAUUCUGGCUCUGAGUGUCCUAGGUUUAAGAAAAGGAAUUCUAUUCAUCAUCUUAACCAGCACAACAUUUGGAACCAAAAGUAAAUGUUUUUCUGCUUCAAGCCAAUAUCAUAAUUGAAGACUGAUUCUUAUAAAAGUACAUCACUGAAGUAUUCUAUGGUCAGGACAGUUUGCAUGUAACUCACUAGUUUAAAUUGGCCUGUAAACAGUGCACAGUGAAGGUAAUUUAUAGUCUCCUUGGAGUGCUAACCAAAAUUCAAGGCACUUUUUAUUUUACAGAAGUGCAGUUGACAGCGAGUGCAUGAAUCUUUUGCUGUCAGCUCACAUUGCUCAAUGUAACAUACAUUGUCCUGAGAGCCCUGCAGACUGUUUUUCAGCUGAAUUAUCUUCAACAACGAUCUAUCGGUUUAGUGUAUAUUCAGUGUAUGGCAGUGUAGUUACACCAUGACAGGAACACUCUGUUAACACUGGGCUGGCUCACUGUGACUCUCAUGUCCGUAGUAUUGUGUCGUGAUGUUCCAGACCUGUCCCAGAACCAGUUUACUAAGAGGAUCCCUGGGAGCCCCGAAUGAAGUAACACUGAGAGUGGGCUCUUUUCAGAUACUGAAACACAAAAAUUCAAUGAAACACAUUUUGCCCUUGAUUCCUCACUCCUGAAUUGUCAACUCAUGCAAUUCAUAUCCAUUAUAAAGCCAUUACAUUAGAAGCAUAAAAUCUAACCAUCUGAUUAUUUCAAAAGGAUAAGUUCAUCCAUAUAAUUUAUAAUAAAAAUACUUGUGCUUUUAUUUAGAAUCAUCUCAAAUGCCCUCGGGCAUGAUUAAUUACUUAGAAGCCCAGUUGUUUAUGGAGCUAAAGAUGGAACAAUUUUUGUGUAUAAUUUUUCUGGCCAGAUAAUUGUUCUUAUUGGUUGAGAAUGGGAAGGAAUAUCAGCUAGAACAUAGAAAAAUAUCAACUCUGCUUUUUUCCAAAAAAUUGUGCUAUGGGACAAAAUCCUCCAACAGUGCAAAAUUACACACACAAGUCCUGGAGUAGGUUAUCCGACCCAGAGAUGGGAGUGUGCUUGCUGAGCCAAAUUGACAUGGCGACUUCCAGUUGCAACAGUAUCCUUUUACCGGUAAUCACGAUGAGGUUUAUGCCGUGCAUUUUGUGCCAGUCUUUCUGUACGGCAGGGCUUUGGUAUAGUGACUCUCCGAAUUGCUCAUCCAAAUCUAGCAGUAGUUAUGUCAGGCGCACUCCAUGUAGGAUAAUCACCAGAGCAGCAAUGGCAGCUGCAGUGAGGACAAUCACAUUGUGUAUUGUCUAUGCUUAUCAAAGGAUGUUGCAUGGAGGAAGCAAAAAUUACAAAGGCAAGGAGUUGGGUGAGAGUGCAUGCUGCUGCGCUGGUAUUUCUGGCACGUUACUGCUGCUCUGCAGUGGAGACUAUUUCUAUUGUUCCACUGUCAACCUCAGUAUUAGGAAACUUAAGUUUCCUAAUUGAUUUGCCAUUUGGAGGGUUGAGAAAAUAAAGUUGCACAUUGUCAUUGUUUGGCAACCUGUUAAUAAUCUGUUAUUAUGGUUUCUAUUUAUUG